CAAAAAUCACAAACACAACCCUAAAAGGCUAAACCCUCAUCUUCUCCGCCUUCUCCCCUUCACUGUAAACCCCCACCUCUCUCUCGGAAUCAGAUUCGUGGAAGCACCACCACAACUUCCCCAUCAACCUUCAUAUCUCCCCCGCCUCUCUCUCUCAGCGCCGCACUCAAUAGGUUUAUUUGAUUAGGUGUGCUUAAGUAUGGAAGAAGAAUCAAACUCAGUUGCCGACCAUGGUAUGGAAGGAGAAGUGAGGACAAAGUAUAAGGGAAAACACGAUAAACCAAAGCCAUGGGAUCAUGAUGGUAUUGAUCAUUGGAAGAUUGAUAAGUUUGAUCCUACUUGGAAUGAAAGAGGAAUGCUUGAAGUUAGCUCCUUCUCCACUUUGUUCCCUGUUUACAGAGAAAAGUAUUUGCAAGAUGCUUGGCCUUCAGUGAAAGGUGCAUUGAAACAAUUUGAUAUAUCUUGCGAUCUCAAUUUGGUUGAGGGGUCCAUGACUGUUUCGACAACCCGUAAGACUAGAGAUCCAUAUAUUAUCGUUAAAGCUAGGGACCUCAUAAAGCUCUUAUCAAGAAGUGUCCCUGCACCUCAGGCCAUCAAGAUACUGGAUGAUGAGAUGCAAUGCGACAUUAUAAAAAUUGGAGGCCUCGUCCGGAACAAGGAACGAUUUGUUAAAAGGAGACAACAUCUUUUGGGACCCAAUUCUUCUACUUUAAAGGCUAUUGAGAUUUUGACAGGGUGCUAUGUUCUAAUCCAGGGAAACACAGUUUCCGCUAUGGGUUCCUUCAAGGGGUUGAAGCAAGUUAGGAGGAUCGUGGAGGACUGUAUACAAAAUAAAUUGCAUCCAAUAUACCAUAUCAGGACCCUCAUGAUGAGAAGGGAACUCGAAAAAGUUCCUGAACUAAAGCACGAAAGCUGGGAUAGAUUCCUUCCUAAAUUUAAAAAGAAAAAUGUGAAGCAAAAGAAAGCAAAGAGCAAGGAGAAGAAACCGUAUACACCGUACCCUCCUCCUCAAGAGCCAAGCAAGAUUGAUAUGGAACUAGAAAGUGGUGAAUAUUUCUUAAGUGAGAAUAAAAAGUCGCAAAAGAAAUGGCAAGAUAAGCUGGAGAAGCAGGCAGAAAAAUCAGCUGAAAGCAAAAAGAAAAGAGAGGAAGCAUUUAUUCCUCCUAAGGAAACCACCAAGCAGGAGUCCACUAGAGACCAAGACAAGGAUGACCUGGCUGCUACUACAAUGAACUUAAAGAGAAAAUCAAAGGAGUUAAAGAAGCAGAAGGCUAGGGAGAAUAUUGAUCCUGAAUCAUACAUCGUGGCUCCGGAGAAACGAUCUUCUAAAAAGUCUAGGACUUCUUAGUUUUCUUCAACAUUGAGGAUCAUGGUGGGGAUUCGAUACCCUUUUGUAACAGAAUUUUGAUUUAAGAAGAUAAAUUGUUUGUCAUAGCAUUUGUCAUAGCAUUUAUCUUAACAACACUAUUUGGUUUAAUAGUUAUUUUUCGAAGAAAUUACUGAUUAUUAAACUAGCUAGCUUUCAAUCAUUUGAAAAUUCUGUUGUGCGA
Papaver somniferum (opium poppy) is the source of this 1550-nucleotide messenger RNA. RefSeq names its product KRR1 small subunit processome component homolog. Gene Ontology annotation, molecular function: RNA binding. Gene Ontology annotation, cellular component: small-subunit processome; nucleolus. Bases 200 to 1348 code for a protein of 382 amino acids. Lineage: Eukaryota; Viridiplantae; Streptophyta; Magnoliopsida; Ranunculales; Papaveraceae. The transcript is spliced from 13 exons. The record is from RefSeq and is a predicted model, not a curated record.